Molecule: messenger RNA, 2709 nt
Organism: Epinephelus moara (kelp grouper)
Lineage: Eukaryota; Metazoa; Chordata; Actinopteri; Perciformes; Serranidae
Gene: uck2a
Product: uridine-cytidine kinase 2a
Exons: 8
Coding region: 713-1501 (262 amino acids)
Cellular component (GO): cytoplasm; cytosol
Molecular function (GO): kinase activity; ATP binding
Source: RefSeq, a predicted model, not a curated record
UCCCCCUUUUUUCUACUGCAAUUUUUAAAAUAUGGAAUCAGUGUCACUGUGUGUUCAACCUGUAUCUCUGUGGACUUUCAAGGUAGGGGCAGGAGGAGAUGGGGAGGGUGUGCAGUUAUCCUUCAAUGAAAAGCGUCAUUAAAAAAAAAAAAAAUCCAAUAUCAUGCAUCCCCAGUUUUAAUGUAAUCCAACCCUGUUUUUAACGAUGUACCUUGUGUUUAGCUCUUCAUUUCAUUUUGUUUUUUUAUGUCCUGUUUUUAUUGUAAAGCACUUUGUAACUAUGUUUUGAAAGCUGCUAUAUAAACAAAGUUUAUUAGUAUUUAAUUGCUCUUAUACAGUUCAUAAUUUACUUCUACUCUUACACUAGUUGCGUAUACCCAUUUUGUGAUAUACUCUUAUUUGUAUCCUUUACUUCUCUAUAUUUAAUGUACUUACUUCUGUCUUUGCACUGCUGCAAUUCCUGAAGUCCCCUCUGGGGGUCAGUACAGGUUAUCUUAUAAUAUCGUAACGAAAAACAAACGUAAACCACGGAUAUUUUAGAGUCAAACGCAGAGGACAUAUUUCCAGAGCCAAAAGAUCAUCAUCAUCACUGCUUCCGUGCCCGUGAACGUCAGCCCCGUCAUCCUCGCCAUCAUCAGAUGGGAGGAGCGCACGAGGAGCGCAGGCACCGCCGGUUGUGUGUCAGAGGGCCGCAGCGCGCUGCAGAUGAAGCAUGGCAGGCGACAGCGAGACAAAGCCAGGUGACCAAGCCGAAAAUGAGACCGUUAACCGGCAGCCUUUCCUCAUCGGUGUGGCCGGAGGCACAGCCAGCGGCAAGUCGUCGGUGUGCGGCAAGAUCAUGGAGCUGCUGGGCCAGAAUGAGAUCGACCACCACCAGCGGCAAGUGGCCAUCCUCAGCCAAGACAGCUUCUACAGGGUCCUCACCCCAGAGCAGAAGGCCAAGGCACUCAAGGGCCAGUUCAACUUUGACCACCCAGAUGCUUUCGACAACGAUCUCAUCAUCGCGACUCUGUGGGACAUCAAGGAGGGAAAAACCGUCCACAUCCCUGUUUAUGACUUUGUUUCCCAUUCCAGGAAGGAAGAGACAGUGACGGUGUACCCUGCUGACGUGGUGCUGUUCGAGGGCAUCCUGAUGUUUUACUCUCAGGAGAUCAGGGACCUUUUUCAGAUGAAGCUGUUUGUGGACACUGACGCAGACACACGUCUGUCUCGAAGAGUGCUGCGGGAUAUAAGUGACCGUGGACGGGACCUGGAAAGCGUUCUAGCACAGUACAUCAUGUUUGUCAAGCCUGCGUUUGAGGAGUUCUGCCUGCCAACGAAGAAAUAUGCUGAUGUGAUCAUACCGAGAGGAGUUGACAAUCUCGUUGCCAUAAAUCUCAUAGUUCAGCACAUCCAGGACAUCUUAAACGGCGGUUUGACCAAACGGCUGAACGGGUGGUUUAACGGCUGCGCAACUGCAAAGAAGCAGCCAAACAUGGAGUCAAGCAGUCGGCCCCACUGAGCGCAGCACUCCCUGGAGACGAAAGACGGUUCACCUGUACGUGCCAAACAGGCUCUGCGCUGUGGCUAACAAAGCAAGAGUAAAGCCAGGAAAUCAAAAGGCCUCUUUUUGAUAUGAUUCAGUUUGGACUGAAGGGGAACCAUCCGUUUGUGGAUCUGGUUUAAAGGUUGUGUUCAGUUAUAUUUUCCUCUGUAGCUUGUGUACUGUAUGAGAUGGAAGAGGGAGAAAAACAAAGGGGCUAACUUGUAAUUUAAUUUCAAACUGCUGCUUGCCUUUACCACCGCACUGAAGCUAACUACAGAAGCAGUUAUGGUGUCUAAAACACACUUGAUAGCCUUUAACCAUACAAUAAACGCAGUGUAGCAACGCGCUGUUCAAUGGCAGGGCCUUACCCAAACUCACUACCGUUAAAGGUGACUAAUUCCCUUUAUCAAUGCAACUUCUUCUUUUGUUUCCAGGCUAAGUGUAAAGCAUUUUUUGACUUGUAUGAAUAGAUUUUCAAAACGAUGUACUAAUGGAUCAAGACUUUGGAUGUUUGCGUCAUGUCGCCCCGCGCUGCACUUGCUUUGUCUUGUCUAAACCUAAACUGAAUCAGUCAAAUUAAAACAACCGAUUCCCACCUCAAACCAUUAGAUGUACGACAUCACCAAAGAUCACUUUCUGUAAUGUCUUUGUGGACUAAUUAUGUUUAUUUUUAUUUCAGUGUGACACUGACGUUACUUUAACUAAUUCAUUCAGAUGUUGCUGAGAGAAAGAACUGUUUAUGUUGCUCUAGAUUACCACAAAGUAUUGAUUUCCUUUGAGUCCCAUGAACUUGAAUCCUCAGAUGUUUGCAGGUUUCAUUUCAAAGACACGAUGAUAACAGUGUUACUGAAUGCAUUGAGCUGUAAAAUGUCAUCAAGUACGAGAAACCCGUAAAUGUUCUUCCUGUGUACAUUUUUCUCAUGAUAAAGUUCUCAGGUACUCUUUAUUUGCUUGAGUUGACACAUCUGUCACGUCCAGGUCCUUGUAUUUGAUUUAAAUAUAUACGUUUGUUUUUUAAGACAUUUUCUGUUUCUGUUUGACUCAUAAAUCUGCAUAUUGAGAGAAUAAUGCCAUGUGCUUGGUGCCAUAUUGAAGAAAAGGUUCAAGGUUCAUUCAUUAUUCCAAGUCCAAGGUGGUUAGCUCCACUGCUAACCUGUAGCCACACCUGAUAAACAGCCUAAAUU